Molecule: messenger RNA, 989 nt
Organism: Coniophora puteana RWD-64-598 SS2
Lineage: Eukaryota; Fungi; Basidiomycota; Agaricomycetes; Boletales; Coniophoraceae
Exons: 7
Coding region: 257-916 (219 amino acids)
Biological process (GO): tetrahydrobiopterin biosynthetic process
Molecular function (GO): 4-alpha-hydroxytetrahydrobiopterin dehydratase activity
Source: RefSeq, a predicted model, not a curated record
CUGUUCUGUUGGGCACUUUGUGAAGACUACGGUCCCUCUGUCGCAUUCGAAAUUACUCCAACAUAGACAUUUGCUUCUUCAAACCACUCGUCUGGUCUAUCGUCGAUUGUGCAACUCCGCGCAUGCACACAUAAGGUUUCCGCCUGUUGCAUCGCGGACAGCUAUUUUGCGAAAAGAUUAUUCCAUUCUCCUGAGAGAGCAAUCAAGAACUAGUCUAUCAGUCAGUAAGUUAACUACAGUCAAGACUAGCGCUGGCAUGGCAGACUUGGAAACAAAGAAAGACAUAAUCACACGUGUGGAGAUUUCUCCUCAGCUAUACUAUAAUCUUUCUUUCUCCCCCGGAGAUACCACCACCAGUGACGCGUUGACCUAUCCCCUUCCUCGUCAAGACGAGCUGCCCAAGCUGCCCGCGUUGCCGGAAAGCUGGCGCUAUGCACCCCACCUCUCGUCAACUGAUUUAGAUGUAUAUGGUCGCCCACUGAUCAGUCGUGGCUGGCGGGUCAUUCCUGCAGGGGAGUCUUCCGAGACUGGACUUACACUGGCAAUAGCAUCAGAGUAUCAGUUUUCGAGGUAUAAAACCGCGAGAGAGUUCUUGAACCUCCUAUGCGACAUGAGCAGUGAAGAGAAGCACCAUGCUAGGAUAACGCUCGACCACAAGACCGUGUCAGUCCAGCUCCAAACACACACUGCACAUAUUGCAAGCACCGACAAUGCCGACAAUCGUGUCGUGUACAAGGUAUCUGGGCUGACAGCGCGCGACAUCCGCUGGGCGAUUCGGUGCGAACAAGUACGAACCAACAUGGUCGAUAUGGCCACCGUGCAAAUCUCUCAGGAAGAGUUGAUUAGAACGCAGAGGCACUCGAUGAAAUGCCUCCUCUGGCGGUACGGGGGCAAAACUGAGCUAAUUACAUCUUAGCAGUGGUAGCCAUGUUAGCUCCUGUGCGAUUGUUUUUCGUAACAAGUAGCUCAGAAUUGAACCACCUUUUUGG